AUGGCUUUACCCAAGAGAAUCAUUAAGGAGACGGAACGUCUUAUGGCAGAGCCUGUUCCAGGCAUUAAUGCUGUGCCCCAUGACGAUAACCUCCGCUAUUUCGACGUCUCAAUUCACGGACCUGCGCAAUCUCCAUACGAGGGUGGUAUCUUCCGACUUGAACUCUUCCUGCCAGACGAUUAUCCUAUGACCCCACCCAAAAUCCGCUUCCUGACCAAGAUCUAUCACCCCAACAUCGAUCGUCUGGGUCGUAUCUGUUUGGAUGUCUUGAAGAAUAAUUGGUCUCCAGCUCUCCAGAUCCGUACGAUUCUACUCUCGAUUCAAGCACUUCUUGGAGCCCCGAAUCCCGACGACCCGCUCGCCAAUGACGUUGCUCAGAGAUGGAAGGACGAUGAACCUGCUGCGAUCCAAACAGCAAAGGAGUGGACUCGGACACAUGCUAUGACCUAA
Molecule: messenger RNA, 450 nt
Organism: Penicillium verrucosum
Lineage: Eukaryota; Fungi; Ascomycota; Eurotiomycetes; Eurotiales; Aspergillaceae
Product: E2 ubiquitin-conjugating protein UBC13
Exons: 4
Coding region: 1-450 (149 amino acids)
Biological process (GO): DNA damage tolerance; protein K63-linked ubiquitination
Cellular component (GO): nucleus
Molecular function (GO): ubiquitin conjugating enzyme activity
Source: RefSeq, a predicted model, not a curated record